Messenger RNA from Apis mellifera (honey bee), 6732 nucleotides. Its product is annotated as sestrin homolog. NCBI's taxonomy places the organism in Eukaryota, Metazoa, Arthropoda, Insecta, Hymenoptera, Apidae. The transcript is spliced from 12 exons. Gene Ontology annotation, molecular function: oxidoreductase activity, acting on peroxide as acceptor; L-leucine binding. The record is from RefSeq and is a predicted model, not a curated record. Gene Ontology annotation, cellular component: nucleus. Bases 1089 to 3935 code for a protein of 948 amino acids. Gene Ontology annotation, biological process: positive regulation of macroautophagy; cellular response to L-leucine; negative regulation of TORC1 signaling.
UCCAAGCGCGGUUCUUUCAAAUUACAUAUUGUUUCAUGGCAGUGACAUCAGAUGGCGACACGUAUGCGGUCGUCAAAAAGUGACAGCUCGAACUGUCAGCGGUAUGCAUACCGCCGCGUUUCUGCUGCAAAUAAGCACUUUAUAACGGAUCGAAACGACGGCUAAACCUUUUCGUGAAGCCUUCCGCUGUUUUAAAAGUCGAAACGAUUCAUGAAAGAAAGAUUAACGGUGUAAAACGUGAGACAGUGCGCGAAACGGUGGGUGUGCACGCAAAAGAGAACGGCUUGCCGGCUCGGCCAGUCUACUGGAAGAUUCCAUUGUGAGUGGGCUUUCAAAAAGUUUUAUCUCCAAAAAUCCAGUGUUUUCGUGCGUUUCAUCAUUCGCCUAUAGAUGAAAGUUGAAUGUCAGACGUCCAAUGGAUUAAUCGUCGCGGCGUGGCGGUGAACGAGAAGAGGAGAGACGAAGGGCAGCUCCGUUCCAAUUCGCAAUUUCGAGGACGUUCCAGCGUUAGGAAUCGUUCGUAACGAUGUAAAGAACAAUGUAACACCGUUGCCGUUGCCGACAUAACCGCAACACACAACGCGUGGAAAAUAUAGAAAAGAGAAAAGAAAAGAAAAGAAAGAAAGAAAGAGAAAGAGAAAGAAAGAGAGAGAGAGAGAGGAAACGAGAGGGAAGGAUAUAAUAAUCGGUGAAGGAAAGGCGACGCGAUCGAUCGGCUCCUCAAAAGAAGCGCCCGAUCGAUCGUUUCCUUUCGAAGCUUCGUUACACGGUGUUAAUCGCGGGAGCUCAAGUGACAAGAUCGAGUAAGGACGAAACGGGAAAUCCGAGGGAAACUACUCGACUAACACCGAGUCACCCUUGUAUCAUAAGCAGAUUAGAUUAGAUUAAAUUAAAUACCGAACGCUUCUCGCUUGUCGUUAGACGAAUCACGACGAACGAACUUGUGUAUCGCAUACGUGGUGUGUAGUCUGAGGCCAUAAAGAAAGAUAGAGAAAGAGAGAGACACACAUUCAUAUACAUAUAUAUAUAUAUAAAAUAUAAAUACACAUACACACACGAGUAAAAUCAAGAAGGAAAAGUAAGACGAGAUGUACAGAGAUCCGAACAGUUCCUCGGGAAGCGGCACCUCCACAAAGGACGACGAGGUCGAGAUCGUUAGCAGAUUUUUAGCGCCUUUGUGCGCGAGAGAUGAGGCUGCCAGAAACAUCGCCUUGGCGGCGGCAAGGAACACGGUCGAGGGAUGGCUCGGAGGGGUUGGUAGUCCGAAUCAUUCGGACGACACCGGCGAGAUGGAGGAUUCGGAGAGCCUGGGGGGGAAGUUCAAGAGCCAGGACGGGAGAUACGACAUGAACAUGGACCGAUCACCGACCAAGUCGGCACCGAAGAACGUCCAGCCACCUCUCCAGCAGCCUCUGCUUCAAGACACGUUCAGGACGGAGUGUUUCUUUCCUCAGAGCGUCACCGAGAAUCCCGCAUUCCUCGAAGAUACCAGCCUCGACUGUUCCGAGAGAUAUCCGUCGGGCUCGUUCGAUUGCGUGGACGGUCGUCUCGGGAACGAAACCGGCUACGGUACACCGAACGAGAGGCGAAGAUACGCGGCCGACGUGGAUAGUUACAGAUCCGGCCACUCGACGUCGUCCGACGAGGGGAAGGGUUUCAAGAUCGAUCCCCAGGACAACAGGUGUCUAAGGUUUAAGGACACGUCCGAGGCGCGAUUCGGCUCGAGCAGCGAGAGCGAGAGGAAAUACCUCGGCUCGUCCUCGAGCGAGAGAUUGAACGAGGCUUGUCUGGACGAUAGGCCAAGAGCGAAGAACUACGUGAAGGUGAAAGGAGCGAAGCAGAAGCAGCUCGAGGAUGACGAGCUUGACUCCGAUAUAAGGAUCUACGGGAAGAGCCCGAAAUUCGACGAGAACUUGGGCGCGAAUUUCGACCGCAGGAAUUUGAACUUCCGCCCGAAGGGUGACACCCUGCCGCGGGAACGCCUCUGUUACGACGAUGUCUCCUUCGACGAGACCGAGAUGACGAUCAGAAAUCGGGACGGGGUUGUGUUCAACACUCUGGACGGUUUCGAGAACGAGAACGCGAAUGAGAUAUAUCACAGGCAGGACGACAAUCGCGCGGAGGAUACGAAGUUGAAGAACUUCGAGAUCUAUCAGGAUGAGGCGACGUUGGACGACGUUGGCAGGCUUCGUUGCACACGUGCCGAGUUGCCGCAAGAUUAUUUGAGGAAAAACGAGGAACGGAAGUUCAGCGCUGGACAGAUCAAGAGACCGCUCUCCCAGGACGAAGAUGUCUCUUCGAAGAGUGGCAGGGUGCUGGAGAGUCCUGACGUCACGCCCGGGGACGUUGGUAGGAUGCUUAAUCUGGGGAAUGCUCUGGACGGGCCGAGGCAAGCCCAGGCGAAUAAGUAUUUGAGCCUGGUGACGUUGCAUCUACCGGUGAUAUUGAGGCUUAGCGUGAACUGCCCCUUCCAGAAUGUUAGGAUCAAGUGUGCGGAGAUUCUGGAGAUGGUUAAGGAUAGAGGACUUCCAGUACCAGUGCCAGCUUUCGAUGGACCUAGUGCCUUCGUCCCUACGUCCGAGUUGCCAGAUUUGAAUAAUCUUGAUGAAAAGACUCAUAUCCUGUUGAUGGAUGCGUUCCUCCAGAACAACAGGCUGGAUCAUGUCUCCAGGGUGAUGGCCUCGCAUCCCUCGUACUUGGAGCAUUUUCUCCGCACCCAACAUUUCAUCCUGAGGGGUGACGGACCACUUCCUUACGACUACAGGCAUCUCAUCGCCAUUAUGGCUGCUGGUAGACAUCAAUGCAGCUAUUUAAUAAACCUGCAGAAAGGAGAGUUCAUCCUCCAAGGCGGUGAUCCAUCUUGGCUUCGUGGUUUGAAGUCGAUCCCUGGAAAGCUACAAGAUCUCUAUGAGAUUAACAAGAUUUUAGCUCAUAGGCCGUGGUUGCUGAACAAAACGCACAUAGAGAAACUGACCAAAGGCGCGGACAGUUGGUCCUUGGCCGAGGUCGUUCACGCGAUAGUUCUUCUGGCCCACUUCCACUCCCUUUCGUCUUUCGUCUUUUCCUGCGGUAUUAACGAAGAGCUGGACAACGUAGCCGGUCACCAUUACAAAGAGAACGUCCAGGAUAAUAGCAAUAACGUACCAACUGCCAAAGACAAACUUUCCAGUAGUCCCAAGAAGAUCCCCAACGGCGACGGCAAGACUGAAAACAUGCCAUCGCCGCCAUCCUCGCCGAGCAUAGUAGGUGAACAGGAGGUCGGCGUGGAGGCGCUCAUGGAACGUAUGAAGCGGCUUUCCGAGAAGUCGGAGUCGUACCAGAUCACGCAAGAGGAAUUGUCCAAGAGAUUCGAGACAGUGGAGACCCAGUCCGCCGAGUUGGCAGCCGCGCCCCAGAGGAGUAGUUCGGUCCUCGACUCUGACAUCGGUCAUUUCAUCGAAGAUCCUACGUUCAUCUAUCAGGAUUUCGCCAAGCGUGGCCAAUUGAGCGACAUACCCACGUUCCGCGUGCAAGACUACUCAUGGGACGAUCAUGGUUAUUCAUUGGUGAACCGUCUGUACAACGACGUCGGUAAUCUGCUCGACGACAAAUUCAAAACGGCGUACAAUCUCACCUAUUACACGAUGGGCACGCACAGCAAGGUGGACACGUCCCGUUUCAGACGGGCGAUCUGGAAUUACAUUCAGUGCAUGUUCGGCAUCAGGCACGACGAUUACGAUUACAACGAGGUUAACCAGCUCCUCGAGCGCAGCUUGAAGACGUUCAUCAAGAGCGCCGUUUGUUACCCUGAACGCGUGACCAAAAGGGAUUACGAUCGCGUGAUGAGGGAAUUCAAGCACAGCGAGAAGGUCCACGUGAACCUGAUGAUCCUGGAGGCACGAAUGCAAGCCGAGCUACUGUACGCGCUUCGCGCCGUGAUGCGAUACAUGACCUAAGCGAAGCAUCGUCGCCUAAGCUCCUUCAUCUACUUGCUGUCUGUCAGUUUGUCGUCGGUUUAUUUUAUCGUGUAACUCGCGCCACGGAUAUUCGCGAGCCGUCUUUGCGGAUUCUGCACAGAAAGGAACGAGCGAACGCGACACCGAUUCUCACAUUCAGUAUAUAUUAAAAGAAUGUAUCUUCACCACACGUAUCCAUCAUCUACACGCAAUUGUCUUUAUCCAUCCAUAAGAGGGGAGAGGAGUUCACCAGUUAUGAUGUAUACCCACACACGCGUAUGUAAUAGAACAAACACUUACAAACAAACACACACAUACAUACACAUACACACAGACGUAUAGAGAAAGAGAGGGGAGAAAAACGGCCCAAACUCGAGUUGUCCAUUGUGAAAGAUCGUUGCAGGGUGUCCGCCGUUUGCUCGUAACUUUAAACGACCGAAAGAAAUUCUUUGAUGAGUCAGUGCUGAAUCUGGAAGAAGCAAUCGGAACGGAGAGGGAAACCGCGGGACGCGUGGAAGAAGAGAGAAAAAUUCGACGCGAUAUGCGUCGCGAUGAUACACCGACGAAUGUUGAUCGAUCACGGCGACAAAGAAAGAAAAGAAAGAAUGAUUAUAUAUUACCCAUCCUUGAAUCGAUGGUGGUAUGUAGGCUAUCGAUGGUUUCGUCUCUGGGAUCGUUCGAGGCGCAUCAUUCAAGACAGCUGUCUUAUUGUAUUUGGCGCGCAACCGUUUCCAACUUCCUGGAACGCGGAUGCGCAUUUUUUUUUUUUCCGUACGGUUUACUUUUCGAAUUUUUUGGACGCUCCCUCAUUUGGGGGGUGGAGAAGAGAAGAGGAUACCUGGGGGAAAAAAAAAGAGAAACCGAAACAUUGAACAGACAAGCACAGAAGAGGAGAGAAAGAGAGAGAGAGAGAGAGAGCGAGAGAGAGAGAGAGAGAGAGAGAGAGAGAGAGAAAGGUUUAUCAUUUGUUUUGUAUAUAGACACUCGUAUUUUUCUAUGUUCGCGAAGAUAUCUUGUGUAGUAGAUUGUUAUUUGCGCGUUUCGUUAUAUCGUUUCAGAUCUGUUGAAGCUUUUACCCUCCCCCCCCCUUCCCCGACCAUAGCAAUCUUUAAGAUAGAGUUGGAAAUAUCUAGACGCUUUUCGACGAUGUACCUUCCCGCUUUCCGUUUUACAACACUCGCACACGUGUACCAUAGAGGAUAUAUAGUGAUUAUUGCAGUAUGUGCGCGAUUCCUCCUUUUUUUUUUUUUUUUUUUUUUAAUGCGCCUUUUUCUACGUUUCAUUUUCCUUUUUUCUAUUGUUUUAUCACUAACUAACGCGUUUAAAAAAGGGCGAAGCAUGAAGUUUGGGGAAUUAAAGGGGAAAGGGAGAGAAGUAUCGGCGGGUGUCCGUCUUUCGCGGUACUCUUUGUAUAUCGAGACGAUUUGCUGAUUUACGGCACUGCAAUUAAUCGUAAGGAUAAAUUAAGAGAUGUAUUAGUACACACUGUGUUUCAAAUUAUGGGAAUGGCCAAAAUUGUCGAACGGGCCUCGUUUCAUCGCCGUCUUCGUCCGGUCUCCGGACAGCGCGAGAGACGGAGGAUGAAACGCGGCGAGGAGGAGUGAGGAAGGAAAAAAAAGAAAAACAAAAGAAAACAAAAAAAAAGGAAAAGGAACAGUUUGUCUUUCGCGCUAUGGCCGCGUUUCGCGCUGUACAUAUUAUAUAUGUUUUAACCUCGUUUAAUUUCACUGACUAUCGUAUAACGAGAAAGCUAUAAUAUAUAUAUAUAUAUAUACAUAAAAAAAAGGAAAAAAAAAAUGACAAAAAAGUGUACCUUCGUUUUCGUCGUAUUCGUGUGUGUCGAGAAGUACAGGUGAUAAAAAAACGAAGUCUUUAGAUCGUAGGACGAUCUGCGCGCGAGCGCAUAUGCGGCCCCGAGGCGCGGUUAAUUUCAAAUCGUCCAAGUUUGGCGGGCCGCUGGGAUGCGCGCAUGCGCAGAGACAAGCAAUGCCUAUCGGCUGUGUUUAUUUACGAUGGAUCAUGGCGCUACCCCGUCACUCACUAACCCGGAAUAUUGCGACAAUGUAUCAUUCUCGAUGAGCGAAAAAUCGAGCGAAGAAGAUGAAGAAGAGGAAGAUAAAAGAAGAUAAAGAGGGAGAAAAGAAGAAGGCGCGUGAGUCUCGCGCGCGCUGUACCAAACAUUUUCGCAAACAAAAAUUUCUUCGUCCCUUUCUUUGUCCGAAGGCCGCGGGCGUCUUCGACGAGCUUAAAAAAAAAACGUGCGGCUAAACUUGCUCACCCGUGGCCGCCCGUUCAACUUUUUUCGGUAUAACACGGUUGAUGGUGCAGCGUUCGCGAGUCGAAUCGAUUUUUUUAAACGACGUAAAAGAAAGAAAUAAAUGGCAUGGACCAAGCGAAGGGGCGAACGAUCUUGAAACAAAACGAAUAAAAAAAAAAAAAAAGAAAUAAGAGAACGAAGACUCGAAACGAUUGUCCGCUUACGCGCGUGCGUUUUAUCAACGAAUUUUCAUGCCUUUCGCGUAACGUGUUGUUUUAUCGCAACGACGAGUUCGUAGAGAAAGAAGAUAAAAGCGAAGAUAAAAGAGAAACAAUUUAAUAAGGAGAUAAAUAUGUUCGCCCCUUCUGAUUAUCAAAAAACGAUUAGCAAAAAAAAAAAAAAAAGAAUAGUAGAACGCACGCGCGGCGUUAGUGUGCGAGAAGAAGGACAGAGAGGCUGUUUAAACAAAUCAAAUCCAUAUUAAGUCGUUAAGGUAUACACGGAAGAGAACGUGUGGCACAAAAAGAAAAAAAAAAAAAA